AUGUAAAUUGUAACUUGUAAUAACUACAAGAAAACAAAAUAAUAUUGUGUAUUAUUUGUUAAUGAUAUUGUGUAAUUACUGAUUUGUAUCAAUUGUUAUGUUUUGGUUAAUAACUUACUAAAUCAAUUCUUAAAUUUCUGAAUUCUUAGUUGAGAAUUCUGUAUUCAUAAUGUGAGCAUAUUUUGACGAUUUUCGGCCCAUAUAUUACUUUGUUAAUUAAGGCACAUAUGUUACUAACAUAGUCUAGUUUUAAUGUUGGUACAUGUCUGAUGUUCAAUUUAUAUAAGAUAUGUUUAAUAUAAUAUAGCUAUCAAAUUGAAGUCAUAAUGGCAGCGGUUUUAAAGAAAAGAGCGUUAGCUGAAUACAGCACACAAGUGAUUGAACAACAACCUCCAGUUAAAAAGUUGAAAUGUUUGGUUAAACUUACUUCAUUGCCGACUGGUGCAACUUUAUCAUUAGUGAAUACUAUUACUGCUCGAAAAACGUCUAAUGAAAUUAUACAGAUUUUGUUACAAAUAUUGGAAAACCUUCAAUUUCAAAAUGCUGAUGUCACCAGUAUAAUAGACAGACUUAGUGAACAUUUUAAAUUACAAACUGACUCUACAGUCAGAAUGUUAAUUUGUUCAGUGUUUUCGGCUGUUGGUUCAUCUGACGAGACUAAUGAAGAGAGUGUUUAUAAAAUAAUUGAAGAAAUAAUGAGAUUAAUGCAUAAUGUGAAGUCUCAGAAAAUUAAAACUAGUGGCUUAAAAACAUUAUUAACACUUGGAAAACGAAUGAAUCAUGACAUUACACUACAUUUAAAGUUAACCAACUAUGCUAAAAAAAUUUUGGGCGACUAUAGACCAAAUAUAACUUGUGGAAGUUUAGGAGUAAUUGGUGAAUUAAUGCCUGUUGAAAUUCCAGAAGGAUCAUUAAAUAUUCAUUCCGAAAUGCUGUCAUUAAUUGGAAGCUACACGCAGCAUUAUAAUGCAAAGACAAGAAGUACUGCAUUCAAUACUAUGGUUCGAUUACACGAUCGUGGUAUAAGGUUGGAUCCGACAGUAUAUCAUGAAGUUUGUUCGGUCAUAAAUGAUGAUAAUGAAAUGGUUAGAGAAGCUGCUUUAAAUGUCAUAGCGGUUUUGGGUUCAUUCUAUCCUGACGAAAGAAUAAAGGGUACCAAUGGUGAAGAAAUGGCUCGUAUGUCUGAUGAAGCAUUUGAAAAUAUAUGUAACUUUAUGACGGAUAUUAGCUAUAGAAUUCGUACUCAAGCAGCAAGACUUUUAGGAACUUUUGGUUCGGUCAGUACUCCUAUUUUACUAAAGACUCUGGAUCAAACUCUUAUGUCUAAUUUACGAAGAAAAAGAACAUCUAUUGAACGUGUUUGGGAAUGCUUAGCUAAAGGUACAGCAAUGAUGAGCGCAUUGAGUACUAAAGAUGCUCCACAAGAAAUGUUAGAUGCCCAGCAAAUAAGUUUGGUCAGCACGGGUGCAAGUGGUGCUUUUCUCCACGGGCUAGAAGAUGAAUUUCUUGAGGUGCGCAUUGCCACUAUAAGUUCCAUGUGUUCGUUAGCUACCAAUCAUUCAGAAUUUGCUAUCGUGGCUAUGGAAUUUCUUGUGGAUAUGUUCAAUGAUGAAAUUGAAGAAGUUCGUUUAAUUGCUAUAGAGAGCCUUGUAAAACUUUCUUAUGCUUCUGGUUUACGUGAUGAUCAAGUAGAAAUUAUACUUGCUGUGAUCGAGGAUUCGUCGAGCGUGGUUCGUGAAGGUUUACAUAACAUAUUUGCAUCAUUUGAAUUGUUGAAUCAAGAAGGUCUACUUAUGUGCGUCAACAGACUAAUUGAAAGUUUAAAAAAAUAUCCUGAGGACAAGAAAUCUAUAUGGAAUUGUAUGCGAAAUUUAGGAUUAAGGCAUCCAAUAUUAACACUUGCACUAGUACCCGAACUAUUAGCCAUACAUCCAAUGUUUGAAACACCUGAACCUUAUGUAGAAGAACCAUCUUAUGUAAGUGUAUUGAUUUUGGUUUUUAAUGCUGCAUCUAAAUGCAACUCGAUAAUUUCAUUACUUGAAGAUAAAACUAUUAAACACUACAGCUACUUAAGAGAUAUAAUGCCACAAUUAGUUCCAUCUCUACAAUUGGGAGGCCGUUUGUUUACUGGUAUUGCAGAAUUCAGGUCUUUAGAAUCGGAUCCGUCCAUAUCACUAAAACUUCUCGAAACUCUGGUGAAACAAGUGUCUGAUGUUAAAGGCAGUACUAAAGUGAAAAUCACUCUACUAGAAACGUUCUAUCACAAUGUCAUAAGAGUAACACAACUAGAUCAGUCUGUGAAGGGAACAGCAGAACUCAGUGCUUUAUAUAUUCACAGUCAGCUGUUAUUAAAUUUUGUUUUGAAUGACAAUAAUAAAAAAUAUUAUUCAAAUGCUGUGUCCACACAUCAAGCAAAUAAUGUGCGCACAAAUAUUUCACAAUUGUUACAGAAUGCUUUAAAGAUGCAAUACUUAUUUGUUGGCUUAAGCGUACAAGAACUAGCCAGUAUAAAACAGUUUAAACUCAAAAUGAUCGCAUUACUCUUGGUUUAUAUUGUUAAAGCCACAAAUCAGUCAGCUAGAGCAUUAUGCCAUUAUUUUUUAACUCAAUUAGAAGAUACAAUUAAGUUUAUCUCCGAGAAUGAUCUGCCUCAUGAGGUGUUCACAUCGACUAUAUUCAAAGAACUGUCUCAGGUGGAAGAAUCAAAACCGGGUAUUGUGGCCAAAUUGUUACUACCUAUUUUACAAAACUCUGAACCCACACCACCGCCGAAACCAAACACAAAUAUAAAAAUGUGCAAGGUAAUUAUUAAUAGGCCACUAGGUGGACCAGAUACUACUCACAAGUUAUCUGCUGGUCUAAUAUUGCCAAUUCCAUUAAAUGCUGAACUGUACAACUUACAUGAAGAUUCUUUGUCAUUUUUGCGUUUGAAAAUUAAAUACCCUGACCAGCAGACACAUUUAAUUAUGCCUCAAAAGAACCAUUUACGUUUGGUCAACCUCGGUGAUGAAUCAUAUUACUCACUUGACACUAAUGCUCUUAUAUCUCAUCGCACCGAAUGGUCAGAAGCGUGCUUUGUAGAGUUGAGCCUCGCGUUUGAUCUGACUGAAGCCGAAGGAGGACUAGCUCAUGUUUUACCGCUUACACAACCAUGUAUAGUCGAUUUAUGUAAACCAGUCAAACUCAAAGUGCAUCCGAAGCCCGUUAGACGGGGCUUAUAAAGAAAUACUUUUAAUUAAAAGACAUAUUAUAAAACACAUCAAAGCUAAAAUUGACAAUUUUUGUUUGAAUAAAUUAUAAAUAUUAAGCAUUUAAUUCAAUAAAUAAAUAUGGAUAUUAAUAGUAAUACAAUUGGUAAACGUUGAAUAGUCUGAAUAUUGUAG
Molecule: messenger RNA, 3383 nt
Organism: Adelges cooleyi (spruce gall adelgid)
Lineage: Eukaryota; Metazoa; Arthropoda; Insecta; Hemiptera; Adelgidae
Gene: IntS4
Product: integrator complex subunit 4
Exons: 17
Coding region: 327-3221 (964 amino acids)
Biological process (GO): snRNA processing
Cellular component (GO): integrator complex
Source: RefSeq, a predicted model, not a curated record